CAUCACUCCCGCCACAAACUCAGUAGGCUCCAUCGGUAUCUUUUUGUCACUGCGUUCCAUUCCCUGUCACUUCUCUCCAACUCUCGAGAGAGGCAGAGAGUUGAUGGAGCUGAAUGCCCAAAGUUUCUCCUCCGUCACUUUCCUGAAACUCUAUUCUAACCACCGGAAACUACUCAAUACCCGUCUAUCCCUUCUCAAACCGAAGCUCCGUUCAUGUACUGUUAAGAAGUCAGAGGGGCGUAGCCAUGGCGAAACCGUCCGAUUGGAUGUGGAUGGAUCCGAUCGAUCGCCGGAAAAAUUUCUUGUGAAGAGCUUCUUGGCGGCGGCGGCGGCGGUGCUUGUCUCUACUAGUGGAUGCGACGCGAUGGCUUUGGCAGAAUCCCUAACGGUGGCCGUCCCGGUCUCGAAAGCUCGCGAGGCGAAUAAAACGAGAUAAAGUGAAUACGGUACAGCGGACACUGAUUGAGGUGUGGGGAUUAGUACGGGAGACUUUCAUUGAUCCUACGUUUAAUCAUCAGGAUUGGGAUUCAAAGCUGCAACAAACUAUGGUAGAAAUGUUUCCACUGAAAUCAGCAGAUGUGGCAUAUAGCAAGAUCAGGGGAAUGCUUUGGACACUUGGUGAUCCUUUCACAAAAUUAAUAAGCCCAAAGGAAUUUCAAAGCUUCAGAAUUGGUAGCGAUGGGAACUUGCAAGGAGUUGGCCUUUUCAUAAAUGUUGAGCCUCAUUCUGGACACUUGAUUGUUUUGUCUUGCAUUGAGGGAAGCCCAGCAGCUAGAGCUGGUAUUCAUGAAGGAGAUGAGUUUCUUGAAAUUGAUGGAGAAAGUGUUGCUGGAAUUAAUAGUGAAGCCGCAGCCCAAAAACUACGAGGGCGUAUUGGAACAACAGUAACAGUAAAGCUUCUCAGUGAAAUUGAACAUGGAACCAAAUCUUGCCCUCGAGAGGUGAUAAUACCUCGUGAAGCUAUAAAGCUUUCAGCUUUGUCUACGGCAGUCAUCUCCCACAGAUCAGUUGAUGGCCAUGAAUCAAAAAUUGGAUAUGUGAGAUUAUCAACAUUUUCCCAGACAGCUGCUUCUGAUAUGGAGAAUGCAAUUCAAGAAAUGGAAGACCAGGGUGUCCAAUCAUACAUACUUGAUUUGCGAAAUAAUCCAGGAGGUUUGGUGAAAGCAGGACUCGAUGUUGCACAAAUAUGGUUAGAUGGGGAUGAAACAUUGGUGAACACGAUUGAUCGGGAAGGAAAUACGUUGCCUAUCACCAUGGUCAAUGGUCAUGCUUUAACACAUGACCCACUUGUUGUGAUUGUAAAUGAAGGAAGUGCGAGUGCAAGUGAGAUCUUAGCAGGGGCAUUGCAUGACAAUGGUCGAGCUAUUCUUGUUGGAAAAAAAACAUUUGGCAAAGGAAAAAUCCAGAGUGUGACUGAGCUACAUGAUGGUUCAGCCCUAUUCAUUACAGUUGCCAAAUACUUAUCUCCAGCUCUUCAUGAUAUUGAUAAGGUUGGCAUAAUACCGGAUGUACAAUGUUCUACUGAUAUGUUCGCUGCAUCGAAGGCAUGGACUUCCAGAAUUAAGAGCACAGUAGCAUCUAAUCUUGAGGCAGAUUCUUGCAUCUUGGUAGCUGAGCAUGAAUUGGAGGUCCAAAGAUCAAAGGGCACUGCAUCUUAACUCAAGAGAUCCCUUUAUGUAUGUAUAUGUCAGAAAUAAUGUUCCUUUUGUUGUAUAAUUGAUAUUUUUAGGAAGGAGCCUUAUAAAUAGAUAUGUAUUGAACUUUAAAGUGUAAUGAAAGGCCUUAAUCUUA
Messenger RNA from Phalaenopsis equestris, 1791 nucleotides. Its product is annotated as carboxyl-terminal-processing peptidase 3, chloroplastic. Lineage: Eukaryota; Viridiplantae; Streptophyta; Magnoliopsida; Asparagales; Orchidaceae. The transcript has 12 exons. The coding region runs from base 546 to 1658 and encodes 370 amino acids. Gene Ontology annotation, biological process: proteolysis. The record is from RefSeq and is a predicted model, not a curated record. Gene Ontology annotation, molecular function: endopeptidase activity; serine-type peptidase activity; protein binding.